AUGCGACGCGCGCUCCUCCGCGCGCUCGCGCUGCUCCUCGUCAUCGCGCCCGCCGCGCGCGCGCGCGACGACGCCGCCGCGCCGUUCGCGAGCGGCGGCGGCGUCGACGACGACGACGCGGGGAAAGCGACGCCGAAGACUACGACGACGACUCCGCUCUCGGACGCGGACGCGCGCGCGCGACGCGCGUCGUUCCCGCUCUACGCGUCGCCGUCGUCGUCCGCCUCCGGCGCGGUCGAGCUGGCGUGGACGCCGCCGCUGACGCCGCGCGUCUUCCCGUUCGACGGCGGCGACGACGUCGACGACGACGACGGGGACGACGACGACGACGACGACGCGCCUCCCGGGCUCGCCGCCUUCUCCACCGCCGCGUCGGACGCCGCGAUCGGGAAGACCUACUCCGUCGAAGCGCGCGCGUGCCUCGACGACGACGCCGCGUUCGCCGCCUCCGCGCCGCCGUGCGCGGCGCCGGUCGUCGCGCGCGCGGACGGCGUGGAGGGGACCGGGUACGCGUUCCGCGGCCUGACCCCAGGCGUGGCGUACGCGUUUCGAGUCCGCGUCUCCCCGUUCGACGGCGACGACGACGGCGACGCGGGCGCGGUGUCCGCGGUCGCGAUCGCGGUCGCGUCUUCCGAAGAAGAGGAAGAUGAAGACGACGAAGAAGAUGACGCGUCCUACGACGACGCGUCCGCGCUCGACGCGGGGACGGACCCGACGCGGUGGGCCUUCUGCGGCGCGACGCGCGGGUUUUUCCCGAACGCGACGAUACUCCUGGACGGCGGCGACGUCCGUACCGCGAACGCGGGCGAAUGCUGCGACGCGUGCGCGCGCGUCGCCGGGUGCAACGCGUGGGCGCGCUGCGAGGACGAGGACGAGGACGACGAGGACUACAACGAGGACGCGUGCGAGGCGAUGGGCGUCGCGUCCGGGCAGUGCUGGCUGAUGUUCGCGCCGGUCGAAGACGUCGAAGACGUCGUCGAGCGGGGCCGCCGCGCUCGAGACCAAAAAAACCAAAACCAAAAAAACGACCAAAAUAAGGCGCGCGACGACGACCCGUUGUAUCAGCGCACGCGUCACGACGCGUCGCUCCCGACGUCCCUGUGCGAGUGCAACGGCUGGAAGAUCCCGAAGCCGAGAGGCGCGGACUCGAUUGAAACCGAAAACGCGGACGUCGCGGUGACCGUGGACGUCGUCGCGGAGAACGCCGCGGGCGAGACGUCCCCCGCGGCGACGCUCUCGUUCACGCGUCCCGCGUCGACGCUCUCCGCGGCUCUCCGCGGCGAGGACGGCGAGGACGGCGAGGACGCCGCCGCCUGCCCUCCGAUCGUGAACGCGCCGCGGUCGCCGCCGCGACGCGUGACCGCGCGGCGCGUGCGGGAGAGCGACGGCGGCGGCGUCCUCGUCGCGUGGUCCAGACCCGGUCCGAGGGAGGGUUCGAACGACGGCCGCCGGCGUCGCCGCGGCCUUCUUCGAGACGACGACGAGGAGGACCCCGACGCGGACGUCGACGACGAGGACCUCGGGUACCAGGUCACGUGGAUCGCGUGGCGCGACGACGGUAACGCCCCCGUUAAGGCCGUUAUCCCUCCCGCGUCCGUCGUCCUGAGCGACGACGACGCCGUCGCUCGUAACGCCCGCGCGCCGUGCGGCGCCGGCGGAGAGAGCGGCGGCGAGAGCGAGAGAGACGACGACGCGUGCUUCUUCACGUCCGCCGCGAGAUCGUUGCGACUCGAGGCGCGUUCUAUCUCACACUGGUCCCCAUACGACCGCGUUGGCGUGGUGAACGCCGGGCUCCCGCCGGGGGAGACGAUCGCGUUGGGCGUUCGCGCGCUGACGAGGGGCGGCGCCGGGCCGUCCUCGCGCGUCGUCGUCGUUCCUCCGGACAGCGAGGGCGAGGACGCGCCGGCGACGACGGACGCGGAGACGACCGAAGCGCCGACCCUGACGAACGAGACGGAGACGGAGAUCACGGAGAUCACGGAGAUCGACGAGACGUCGCGGCCGCCGGCGACGCCGCCGCCGCCGUUGUACGAAGCGUACAGGGUCGGCGGCGUGUACGACCAGCUCGCGACGACGACGCCGGCGCCGACGCCGACGCGGCCGGUCGACGACGUCUUCGCCGCGGAGGAAGUCACCGAGACCACCGAAGACGUCGUCGGCCCGUACGGCGGCGUAGGCGCGUUCGGCGACGGACUCGGCUACGGCGGCCUCGGCUACGGCGGCCUCGGGCUUCCGUUCAUGGGCGCCGGGUUAGCUCAGCGGCGGCGGCAACGCGUCGACGGCGUCCGAGGCGCGACGAUUGCCGCCGCCGCCGCCCGCGACGUCGCCGCCUCCUCCUCUGUCUCCUCCUCCGCCACCUCUCGCGACGCCGUCGCCGUCGCCGUCGCCGUCGCCGUCGCCGUCGCCGUCGCCGUCGCCGUCGCCGUCGCCGAUCGCGGCGCAAUCCAACGCCGCGCCGCGGGAGGAGACGUCCACGACGCGCGGCGAGGCGCGCGAGCGGAAAACGCCGACGGUGCGACUCGGCGAGGAGACCCCCGCGGCGAGAGGCGAGCCCGCGGUCGUGAGGAUCGGCGGGGAUCGAGCGGAGGCGGCGGCGGAGGCGCGAGACGCCAACGUCGACGCCGCCGCCGCCGCCGCCGCUUCCGCGGCGGACGGUCCGACCGUCGUCGAACUCGAUAA
Micromonas pusilla CCMP1545 is the source of this 2679-nucleotide messenger RNA. RefSeq lists its product as uncharacterized. The transcript is spliced from 4 exons. The record is from RefSeq and is a predicted model, not a curated record. Bases 1 to 2679 code for a protein of 892 amino acids. NCBI's taxonomy places the organism in Eukaryota, Viridiplantae, Chlorophyta, Mamiellophyceae, Mamiellales, Mamiellaceae. Gene Ontology annotation, molecular function: protein binding.